UCCAGAAUAUCAUGGAACUUCCGUGUUCUUCUUAUUCUUAUUCUAAUUGGAAGAUAUUUAACAUAUGCAGAGGCAGAGGGUGCACUAGACAAAGCAAGGAAACAUAGAAAGAGACAACUUGAGGAUACACUUAAUCUUGUUCUCAAGAAAAGAAAGGAAUAUGAAGUGAAAAUGAAAGAAAAAGGUGAAGAGCCAGUAAUGUUUAGUCACCUAGGCCCACCUCGAAGGCUAACCGCUGCAGAAGAGGAAGAAAGGGUCAAACACCCUGAACCUGAAGACUCAGUUUAUUAUCACCCUACACUGAAUCCUACUGGAGCUCCUCCUCCUGGAAAACCUCCCAUGUUUAAGUCAUCAAUAGGACCUAGAAUACCAUUAUCAGCUGCAUCAUCUAGUGGUGCUGCAUUAUCGUCGAAGUCAGAUGUGGAAGAUGACUCUUUAUCAGCUCUUCCGCCACCGCCUCCGCCACCUCCAUUGCCCCCAAAUGGUGAUGCAAAUUCUGUAGAUGGGUCUGUGGUUCUGGCAUCUUUGCCUUUACCUCCUCCACCUCCUACGCCCCCAAAGUCUGCAGUGGCAAACAUGGGUGCUUCAUUGCCAUUACCUCCUUUGCCCCCACCUCCUCCUGGUCCCCCGCCAAAGGAACAUAUCUCUGGUCAUCCUCCACUUCCUCCACCUCUUCCCCAACCCCUUCAUCAAUCUCCUCAUUCUGGCACAGGUAAAAAUCAUUCUGAACUGGAUGAGAUGGCGUCAACAGAACAAAAUCAGGGGUCAUCUAUGCUUCCCCCACCACCUCCUCCACCGAGAUUGCCAUUGAAGUCAGAUGGCAUGCCUGCUGAGUCUGAUGCUAAAGCUUUGGAAACAAAAGAUCAUCUUAAAUUACCUCCACCACCUCCACGACAACAGCCUUCAGGUCCUGGACCUGCCAUGGUCCCAACUUUGCAGGCUGAUGUAUUACCUCCUGGAAUAUCUCGGUUCCCUCGACCCCCUCCUCCAAGUGAUAUGCGGCCACCAUCCGGAAUUGCCAUGCAGCCUGCUCCACCUGGAAUGAUGGUCCCUCUAAUGCCAAGACCACCUUUUGGACCUCCUGGGGGACCUCCACUAAUGAUGAGACCACCUCUUCCACCUGGUCCUCCUCCUUUUCAACAGGAUGGUGCUAGACUACUUGCUCCUCAAAAGCCAUCAUAUGUCAAAUCAGCUGCUUCAACAGUUGUUAAGAGGCCUCUAGCUCAGCAUACACCAGAACUUACAUCAAUGGUUCCUGCAUCUGUGCGUGUGAGGAGAGAAUCUGCACUCCCAAAACCCAGGUCAAAGCCAUCUCCUGUGACUACCGUCAACCAGCCUGCAGUAACUCCGCCUGUGGUCAAGCAUGAAUCUACAAGCGCGUCUGCACCAAAACCUCAAAGCAUUGAUGACUCAUAUACGGCAUUCUUGGAGGACAUGAAAGCUCUUGGUGCUCUCCAAGGAUGAAGUAACAAAAAUAGAAGAAAGGAAGAUGAUGGCACGCAGAGGAAACAAGUGGCCGCAGACAGUCUGAUAUGAAUUUGAUUUAAUUGUGUAUGAUCUUUGAUUUAUGUGACCGGUGUCUCGUGGUACUUGAAUGUCCAUAACUUUGUGGUGCUUUGAUCGAUCGACCAUCUCAUUCUUUUGCGUGUAUGAUCUUUGAUUCAUCUGUAUUGUCAUCUUAUCUUCCUUGGCAUUUUGUCGCCUCUAAUCGGCAGUGGAUAUGCAUUAGUCUAGAGGAAGUAGGACAACAUAUUGUAAGAUGGAUUCUUGUGAGGAAUUUUCUUUUGGCUCUGCUUC
Lycium barbarum (goji berry) is the source of this 1797-nucleotide messenger RNA. Its product is annotated as protein EARLY FLOWERING 5-like. Lineage: Eukaryota; Viridiplantae; Streptophyta; Magnoliopsida; Solanales; Solanaceae. The annotation marks the transcript as partial. The transcript is spliced from 7 exons. Gene Ontology annotation, biological process: mRNA cis splicing, via spliceosome. Gene Ontology annotation, cellular component: spliceosomal complex. The record is from RefSeq and is a predicted model, not a curated record.